GAUGGCUACAGAGUUACUUUUUUUUCUUCGUUUUACCGUUUCGUGGAAAGAAUCGUCAGCUACCAGAAAUAGCCAAACUAUAAGGGGAAUCGGGGUUUGCCCUGUAGGGCCUAAACCCGAACCAACGUGGAUAAGAUCUCCGUUUAUUAAGAGGAGAGACGCAAUAGAAGCCACAAUAGAAAUAGAAUUCUUAAUGCGACGUUGUAGUCAAUGCAAGCAAUCCUUCUCUCUUCUAGUCUAUGAGGCCGACGAUGAUAUAGCUAAUAGCGAAAUCCCGGAAUGGAAAAAAUCUUCGUGGAAUAUGAUUAAACAAGUACCGGGUACUAGACUCUAUGAAGGCACCGAUUCUAAAAGCAAGAUAUGGGAAUCAAUAAACACGGAAUCUUUUAAGUUUAGACCAAUGAAAGGUGGAUUUUAUAUAGCCAUACAAGAAGAAGGAACGUGCACGUUCUUGCUCACAAUGAGGAUAUUCUAUGAAAAGUGUCCUAGCAGUGUCACAAAAUUAGCCAGAUUUCCAAAUACAACAUCAUCGGCUAUUGAUGAUACACCGAGAAAAGUGACCGGCCGUUGUAUAGAAAAUUCCGUUCCACUCUCUUCCAGUCCAACAAUGUAUUGUUCUCAUCAGGGCAAAUGGUACGAUAUUCAGGGUGAAUGCGUUUGCAAAGAGGGCUACAUGGUCGAUACUGCUCCCAGAUAUUGCAAGAGUGAGUAUUGA
Molecule: messenger RNA, 715 nt
Organism: Dimorphilus gyrociliatus
Lineage: Eukaryota; Metazoa; Annelida; Polychaeta; Dinophilidae
Source: the annotation of a GenBank genome assembly